AUGUCGUCGGUGAAGGUGGCGGUCAGGGUCCGCCCCUUCAACUCACGAGAGAUCUCCAAAGAAUGCAAAUGCAUCAUCGAGAUGACAGGCAACACCACAGUUAUACUAAACCCGAAAGCUCCGCCUGGCAACAAAGAGGGUGCUAAAAGCUUCAACUUUGAUUUCUCGUACUGGUCACAUAACCCGAAUGAUCCCGAAUUCUCUUCUCAAAUUAUGGUCUACAAAGACAUUGGAGAAGAGAUGUUACAACAUGCAUUUGAUGGAUACAACAUAUGUAUAUUUGCGUACGGACAAACCGGCGCGGGCAAAUCAUACACAAUGAUGGGCCGCGGGGAGGAUGGCCAGGAAGGCAUUAUCCCGCAGAUCUGCAAAGACCUCUUUCGGCGCAUCAAACAAACUACCUGCGAUGACCUCAAGUAUUCUGUUGAAGUCUCAUAUAUGGAAAUAUACUGCGAGCGGGUUCGCGAUCUUCUGAAUCCCAAGAACAAGGGUAAUUUGCGCGUUCGCGAACACCCGGCGCUCGGCCCCUAUGUCGAGGACCUAAGCAAGCUCGCCGUAACCUCAUACGAAGACAUCUACGACCUCAUCGACGAGGGAAACAAGGCUCGGACGGUCGCUGCGACUAACAUGAACGAGACAUCGUCUCGCUCGCACGCUGUGUUCACUAUAUUCUUCACGCAGCAGCGACACGACAGGACCACCAAUCUAAUGUCUGAAAAGGUAUCAAAAAUAUCACUGGUGGAUCUGGCCGGGUCGGAACGUGCAGACUCCACGGGCGCGAAGGGCACGCGUCUGAAAGAAGGCGCCAACAUCAACAAGUCGCUCACCACCCUCGGCAAAGUUAUCUCCGCGCUGGCCGAAAUCGCAUCAAAGAGCAAAAAAUCUAAAAAGGCGGACUUCAUCCCCUACCGUGAUUCCGUGUUGACAUGGCUGCUGCGAGAGAACCUCGGUGGCAACUCGAAGACAGCUAUGAUUGCCGCCAUCUCGCCAGCCGAUAUCAAUUAUGAUGAGACGCUAAGCACACUUAGAUAUGCAGAUCGUGCCAAACAGAUCGUCUGCAAAGCCGUCGUCAAUGAAGACGCUAACGCAAAACUCAUACGCGAGCUCAAAGAAGAGAUCCUCAAAUUGCGUGAGCUUCUCAAAGCUGAAGGCAUCGAUGUCGAGGAAGGACCGGAUGGUAGAGUCGUUUAUGAAAAGAAAGACCUGCCCAUCAGUGAUGAGAAUACAUCGCCGGCGCGCAAGAAGAACGAUGAAGCGUUAAUGUCGCCGAAGUUGUCCCGAACGGGCACGACCAUAGCCGAAGAUGCCGUCGACCAGCUGCAAGCUUCAGAGAAACUCAUUGCAGAACUUAACGAAACGUGGGAAGAGAAACUGAAGCGCACAGAACAGAUCCGCGUGCAACGCGAGGCUGUGUUCGCCGAGAUGGGGGUCGCAGUGAAGGAGGGCAUCACUGUGGGUGUGUACUCGCCAAAAAAGACGCCGCAUCUCGUUAACCUCAAUGAAGACCCAAAUCUAUCAGAAUGCCUCAUCUAUUAUAUUAAAGAUGGUGUGACCCGACUUGGCACGUCUGAAGCCAACGUUCCACAAGAUAUACAACUGUCCGGCUCCCACAUCCUCAGUGAACAUUGCAUAUUUGAGAAUACAGAUGGCGUUAUUUGCCUCGUUCCACAUCAUGGGGCACUCGUCUAUGUUAACGGUCGGGAGGUGAAAGAGCCAAUAAUAUUGAAGACCGGCUCCCGAGUCAUCCUGGGCAAGAACCAUGUGUUCCGCUUCACACACCCGGGACAGCGCUACGAGCCCACCAUUUCUAACAAGGAACUCACCGGCACUACUGAAAAUAACGGAAGCAACAACGAUGGUGGUAAAGACGGUGAGAACAUUGACUGGGACUUCGCCCAAUGCGAGCUGCUGGAGAAGCAAGGUAUCGACCUCAAGGCUGAGAUGCAGAAGCGUCUCUUGGCGCUCGAGGAACAGUUCCGCAGGGAGAAGGAACACGCAGAUCAGCAGUUCGAAGAACAGCGUAAGAACUACGAAGCUCGCAUCGACGCCCUUCAGCGACAAGUGGAAGAACAGAGCGUCACCAUGUCCAUGUAUAGCUCAUACACACCCGAAGACUUCCACAAUGAAGAAGACAUUUUCGUGAACCCCCUGUUUGAGACAGAGUGUUGGUCGGCGCGCGAGGUGGGGCUGGCUGCCUGGGCGUUCCGCAAGUGGAAGUACCACCAGUUCACCUCGCUCAGGGACGACUUGUGGGGCAACGCGAUAUUCCUCAAGGAAGCUAACGCGAUCUCCGUGGAGCUACGCAAGAAGGUCCAAUUCCAAUUCACGCUGCUGACGGACACGCCGUACUCGCCCCUGCCGGGCGAGCUGGCGCCGCGCGACGACGCGGACGACGAGUACCGGCCCGGCGCGCCCACCGUCGUCGCCGUCGAGGUCCAAGACACCAAGAACGGCGCCACGCACUACUGGACCCUCGAGAAGCUUCGCCACCGCUUGGAGCUAAUGCGUCAGAUAUACAACAUGAACGAGAGCGCGUGCGGGGACGACGAGGAGGACGACGUGUCCCCGUCGAUCCCCGCGCUGGGCUCGCCGGAGCCGCUGCUCCCGGCGGCGGGCGCGGGGGGCGCGGGGGGCGUGGCGCCCUCGCCCGACAUACUGCAGUGCAUAUCGGCCUGCGCGCAACAGACGCGCUUGUCUCUGGCCAACCUGCUGCCAUCGAGGCAAAGGCUGGAGCUGAUGCGCGAGAUGUAUCACAACGAGGCCGAGCUGUCGCCCACGUCCCCUGACCACAACAUCGAGUCGGUCACCGGCGGUGAUCCCUUCUACGAUCGUUUCCCGUGGUUCCGUAUGGUUGGACGGAGCUUCGUUUACCUGUCGAACCUCCUGUACCCGGUUCCGCUCAUUCACAAAGUAGCAAUAGUGAACGAGAAAGGAGACGUGAAGGGCUACCUACGUGUGGCUGUACAGGCAGUUAUCGACGCCGAGAAAAACAACGCUGAAUUAGCGGCUGGUGUUAAACAGUCCGCUAAGAUAUCAUUCGAUGACGACGCAGCACCUGCAAGGUCUCGACUCAAAACACUCUCCACUGUCGAGAAAAACAACGCACUCAACCUGGAAGAUCGCAUCGCUGAUGUUGCCGAUUCCAACAUCAAGAUUGAAGAGCUGGGCGUGGGCGAGUGCGACGCGGACAGCGGGCGCGGCGACAGCUCGCUGGCGUCCGAGCUGAAGGACGAGGAGCUGCCCGAGCACCUGGCGCUCGGCCGCGACUUCACCUUCCGCGUCACCGUGCUGCAGGCGCACAGCGUCUCCACCGACUACGCGGACGUCUUCUGCCAGUUCAACUUUUUACAUCGUAACGAAGAUGCCUUCUCUACCGAACCUGUCAAGAAUACCGGCAAGAAUACGCCCCUUGGAUUUUAUCACGUACAAAACAUCACUGUACCCGUCACCAAGUCGUUCGUAGAAUACAUAAAGACACAACCGAUUGUUUUCGAAGUUUUCGGCCAUUACCAGCAGCAUCCACUGCACAAGGACGCGAAACAGGACGGUGGGAUGGCCGUGGGGCGCACGCCACCGCGACGCAUGUUACCGCCGUCCAUCCCGAUCUCGGCGCCCGUGCGCAGCCCCAAGUGGGGCGCGCCCAGCGUGGCGCCGCCCUGCUGCUCGUCGCACCUGCACUCCAAGCACGACCUGCUCGUCUGGUUCGAGAUCUGCGAGCUGGCGCCCAGCGGCGACUACGUGCCCGCCGUGGUGGAGCACAGCGACGAGCUGCCGUGCCGCGGGCUGUUCGUGCUGCACCAGGGCAUCCAGCGCCGCAUCCGCAUCACCAUCCUGCACGAGCCCUCCGCCGACCUGCAGUGGAGCGACGUGCGCGAACUCGUUGUCGGACGUAUCCGCACCUCGCCCGAAGCUAACGAAGACACGACAGACGGCGACGAAGACGGCGCUCUGUCUCUUGGACUCUUCCCCGGAGAACGUCCCACGCUGGAUGACCGUGCCGUCUUCAGGUUCGAGGCGGCAUGGGACAGCAGCCUGCACGGUUCUCCCUUACUCAACAGGGUCAGCGCCAAUGGCGAAGUUGUCUACAUAACCCUAAGCGCAUAUCUGGAGGUGGAGAACUGCGGGCGGCCGGCCAUCAUCACGAAGGACCUGUCGGCGGUGGUGGUGGGGCGCGAGGCGCGCGCGGGCCGCUCGCUGCGCCGCGCGCUGUUCGGCUCGCGCGCCGCGCGCCACGACCACCUCACCGGCGUCUACGAGCUCAGCCUGCACCGCGCGCUCGAGCCCGGCGUUCAGCGUAGACAAAGGCGAGUCCUGGACACGAGCGGGACAUACGUGCGUGGCGAGGAGAACCUUCACGGCUGGCGGCCACGCGGUGAUUCGCUCAUAUUCGACCAUCAGUGGGAGCUGGAGAAGAUGACGCGACUGGAGCAAGUUGGGCGCACGCGUCACUUCCUCGCGUUACGCGAGCGCCUGCGCCACGGUCACGAGAACACCGUCGCGCCCAACGACUUCACCAAGACAGAGAAGGAGGUGUGCAACAUGGCGGCGAAGGCGGCGGGCGAGUGCGCGCACGGCGCGAUGGGAGCGCUGGGCGCGCGCGACGACUCCGUGUACGAGCCGUGGGACAUGUCGCCGCGCGAGCGCGAACUCGCCACCAAGUACAUCAAGCUCAUGCAAGGCCGUAUAGGAUCGAGUGGAAAAGAAGUGGAAACCGCCGUAUCACCAUCUUCGCCUGUUGACGAAGGCGUCUCCGCCGAUAUUUCCACUCCCAGCCUUUUAUCGUCCAUCCACAGUGCAAGUAGUUUCGAGCUGUGCUCGCCGGAGCGCGCGCUGCUGGAGCGGCAGAUGGCGGCGUGGGGCGGCGCGGCGGGCGGCGGCGCGGGCGCGCUGUUCGUGCCCGACUGCGAGGAGGUGCGCGUGUCCGCCGCCGUCGCGCGCCGCGGCUACCUCAACGUGCUGCAGCACGGCACGCACGGCUGGAAGAAGCGCUGGCUGGUCGUCCGCCGGCCCUACGUGUUCAUCUACCGCGACGAGCGCGACCCCAUCGAGCGCGCGGUCAUCAACCUCGCCAACGCGCACGUCGAGUACUCCGAGGACCAGGAACAGAUGGUCCGCAUGCCUAACACCUUCAGUGUGGUGAGCAAGGAACGCGGAUACCUUCUCCAAACCCUCGGGGACAAGGAAGUCCACGAUUGGUUGUACGCGAUCAAUCCUCUACUCGCCGGAAAGAUUAGGUGUGCGGGCACAGGUCGCGGUCGGCGCGGCGCGGCGCGGCGCCCGGCGCGGCGCCCGCAUGAGCCGCGCAGCUGGACGCUACACUCGUUUAUUAGGCGCGUGGCCGCCGCCCAACGCACCGCUAACGGACAUUGA
Parnassius mnemosyne (clouded apollo) is the source of this 5370-nucleotide messenger RNA. The record is from the annotation of a GenBank genome assembly. NCBI's taxonomy places the organism in Eukaryota, Metazoa, Arthropoda, Insecta, Lepidoptera, Papilionidae.